GCUAUUUUCACAUUCGGCACAUUUUACCUUUGAGUUAAAUGUUGAAAAAGAUGGAAUUUAUUUGCAGUAAAUUAAUUAUCAAGUGCAUCAAGACUUGUGUCCCCUGCACACAACAGCUUAUUCCCCAUCAAGUACAAAACAUCUCGAUUCCCCAGAUCAAACUCAAAGAUACCAUUGGUGGAAAAUCCUUUCGAUCUAUUCGGACCUUUCACGAUGAAACCUAACAAUCAAAACACUGGAGUACAAACCAGGGCCCAGUCAGAGCAGGAAGCCAGUGGAGGACAAGAUGAAGCUCCCCCUAGGACCACUACAUCAAGAUCGUCCACAACGACGACCACUACCAACUCAACAGAGAGGCCGGCUGGCUUCAUCUCACUGCCGCUUCCAACAAUUUCGACAGUGAGAACAACACCAAACAUUACCACGACCAACCCGCCCAGAGUCACCGUGCACCUCACGCCAUAUGACAGGGCAUCGUCAGCAGUUCAGUGGUGGCUGAACUUUAUGUCCUAUGUCAGCGUAUACCAAAUGACAGACAGCCAAGCAUUGAACAUCAUUCCGUUCAACAUCACCGAGCCUGUCAAACACUGGUUUUACCAACUGGCCCAAGCAUCGAAGUCGUCCUUGUCAGCCUUUAAACAUGCUUUCUUUGAUAGGUAUAGAAAAACUGAUGAGGACCUAGACCUAGACGAUAUCAAACAAGGCGCAAAUGAAAAACUUGACUCCUACCUAUUCCGGCUACAAUAAGCUGCGGCAGACCUCACCAUUCCAGAGCCGGAUCUCGUCAAAAAAGCCAUCAAGGGACUAAACCAAUCCAUUCGAGGCCAUGUAUAUAUGCGAAAACCAAAAACAAUGAAGGAACUGAGGACAGAGGC
Molecule: messenger RNA, 875 nt
Organism: Saccostrea cuccullata (small rock oyster)
Lineage: Eukaryota; Metazoa; Mollusca; Bivalvia; Ostreida; Ostreidae
Exons: 2
Coding region: 214-747 (177 amino acids)
Source: RefSeq, a predicted model, not a curated record